UGCAGUGUGCACCGCGUAUCCACACACAUAAUAUACGCGCGCGCGCACACACAAACACACACAUACGCACACACACAUACACACACGCACACACACACACACAGACAUUCAAACGCGCGCUAUACGACGCAUGUUUGUCGGUACUCGGUUGUACCGGCUGUUAAAUAGUUAUCGUGCGUGUUCGUGUGUUAAAAAUUGUAUUAUUAUUAUGUUGUUGCAGGGCUCGAUCGUCUCGGUCGAACACCGUUAAAAAAAUAGUAAUAAUAUUAAUAAAUAAACAAUAUAAUAACACUGUGCGCUGACGACUGUGCGGCAAGUGAAGACAUGAAGUGAAGUCUUGUUGCGUUUUCAUAAAAUCUCAUCAACGAUCCGUGUAAAAAUGCAUGCACAUAAUUUGCCUGAAUAUAAUGUUUACAUGGAUCACCCAAUGGACUUUCGACAAUAACAGGCCCUGUACUGCCUGAUAGUUCAGUAACACAAACGGUGAUUUCGUCCACUUCCUAAACUUUUUUUUUUACUUGAAACUUUUUCGAAAUGCCUAUUGAAACGCCAAGCUCAAGAUAUUCGCCAGUGGAUACGCGCGUCGAAGAACAUAUCGCUACUACUGCAGAUCCCAAGGUCAAAGUUGCUGCAAACGAUGAGGAUGGAUAUAUAAGCAAGAUGAAACAUUUUCUGACCACAGCAACAUUGGCCAAUAGCUCAAAGACGAAACCAUCCAAGAAUUGUAACUAUUCCUGUACAAUAUUGUUUAUACUUGGAUUUAUAUUAAGCUUAUUCCUUACUAUAUUUAUAUGGUUCACAGAUUUGUAUACUAAUGAAUUAUAUAAGAGACUGACAAUUCAAAACGGCAGUUUGUUGUAUGAUUCGUGGAAAGAACCACCAGUUAGACCACUACUGUGUGUAUAUAUAUUCAAUUAUACUAACGUUAACGAAUUUAUAAACGGUGAACACCAAAAGCUCAAAGUCCAAGAAGUUGGACCUUAUUGUUACAGGGAAACUUUAUACAGGGUGAACAUAACUGAUCAUCAAAAUGGUUCUCAAACAUUCAAUGAGAUGAAAGUUCAAGAAUAUGCUUAUGAUGCAUCAAAUGGAAAAGAUAAUGAUAUUAUCAUAGUACCAGACAUUCCAUACAUUAGUGCUAUAGCUUUAACUAUAGAUGAGAACUUUCUCGUGAGGAAUGCCAUGACAUCAGUUUUGAAUCAUGUAUCCAAUUUUCCGUUUGUCACUGUUAGUGUCUAUGAUUUUUGUUUCGGUUACCAAGAUAGUGUGAUAAGAACAUUAGCUGGGAUGGCUAAGUUGGCCAAUAAGCCAGUUCCAUUCGAAAAAUUUGGUUUACUUUCCAAGAGAAUUGGAGUUAAUCCAGAUCGUUUGACUGUAAUUAAUGGUCUCGAUAAUCUGAAUCAAAUGGGCCAAGUGAUACAACUAAAUGGAAAAUCAAUGUUACACCCGUGGAGUACAGAUGAGUGUAAUUCUGUUGGUGGAAGUGAUGGUAUGUUUUUUCCAAGACUUAAAGUUCAACAGGGAGAAACUAUACACUUAUUUCAUAAGGAUUCUUGUAGAAAAUUGCCAAUGACUUUCCUUUCUAAAGAAAAAAUUAAGAAUGGUGUAAUUGGGCACAGAUAUUCUCUGUCCGUAAAUACAUUCAAUAACUCUAUUCCUGAGAACAGUUGCUAUUGCACUAGUACACCUUGUAUGCCUGAUGGUAUAUUCGAUAUGGGGAAAUGUUCUACUCGUUCGCCGGUCGUCGUGUCACGCGCUCAUUUUCUACACUCCGAUCCAUCUCUAUUGAACGCAGUCGAAGGUCUUAAUCCUGAUCCAGAAAAACACGAAUUUCUAUGGCUUAUAGAUCCUAUACUCGGAAUAACGAUGGAAACCCAAAUGAGAAUACAGCUCAAUAUUCAAGUACGUAAUCCACACAAUUACGGUACACUAUCGAAAAUACCUGACAAUACUAUAUUGCCAUUCACUUGGUUGGAAAUCAAAACUGGUGAUGUAUCGCCAAAGCUGAGCAUGUUAUUGUUCCAUUUAACUUUCACUCUUCACUGGUUCCAAACGUUCCUGAUGUGUUUGAGUCUAGUUGGAUUAUUAGGCACUUCUUUUUGUCUAAUGCGUAUGUUAAAUAGACGUUUAAACAAAAAUAUUGUGAUAAUUUCAAACGAAAUACAACUAAAAGAUAGGCAUACUGAAAAAAUUCCUAUUUGUUAAUUAAAUUACUUACUUUUUGUUGUUUAUUUUAAUGUAAAUCAAUAUUUUUUAAAAGUAUAUGUAUUUUUAUUAAUAGUAUUUAAUUGUACAUAUUUAUCUACUACAUAAAUUUAUCUGCGAUAAUUUAUAUUUUCAAUUUUUUUUUUUUAAUUUCUAGUGAAAUGUACAAUAAUUUUACAUUUUUACUGUACACACAGUAAAUGCUCAUUUUUUGUCAAAUUACUAUUGAUAGAAUUUUUAUACAUUAUAUUUAAUAAUAUUUUUAUUUUUAAUUAUAUUUUAUGUACAUGAAUAAUGUUAUUAGAAAACUAUACAUUAUUUGUAAAAUUAAUAAAAAAAUGUUGAAAAGAAGAUAAAUGGUUGGUGUGAGUAA
Messenger RNA from Rhopalosiphum padi (bird cherry-oat aphid), 2578 nucleotides. RefSeq names its product lysosome membrane protein 2-like. The transcript has 11 exons. Gene Ontology annotation, cellular component: membrane; cytoplasm. NCBI's taxonomy places the organism in Eukaryota, Metazoa, Arthropoda, Insecta, Hemiptera, Aphididae. The record is from RefSeq and is a predicted model, not a curated record. Bases 535 to 2205 code for a protein of 556 amino acids. Gene Ontology annotation, molecular function: scavenger receptor activity.